Molecule: messenger RNA, 1443 nt
Organism: Coccomyxa subellipsoidea C-169
Lineage: Eukaryota; Viridiplantae; Chlorophyta; Trebouxiophyceae; Coccomyxaceae
Exons: 3
Coding region: 94-1116 (340 amino acids)
Biological process (GO): protein phosphorylation
Molecular function (GO): protein kinase activity; ATP binding
Source: RefSeq, a predicted model, not a curated record
CAGGUGGUCAGCUUGCUAGGGCAGCUCAUUGACCGCUGUGAGAAGCUCUUCCACCACCAGCGACGGCGUCAGCACGUCUAUGCAGUGGGCAUCAUGUUGGACGCUGUGGAGGUGUUUUCCAUUUCAUGCAACAAUGGCAAGAUCAGUGUGGAGCGGACAGGCUUGCAGCCAUUGUCCAUUGCCAGCGGCUCACCGGGCCUGCGAUUGUUGGCAUCCGUUCUGCAGGCAUCUUUGGUGCAGCUGGGCUACAGCAGCCCCCAGCUGCCUCCCAGCUUCCAGCUAGGCAACCACACUUUGAGCAAUGCGCAGCUGAUCCAAGAAGGCAGUGCUCCAUGCAGCGGCCACCCUGGCAGCUAUGUGUUCCGCGUGACUGUCGAUGCCCUGCAGCACUCAGCCAUCCUGAAGCUCAGUCAUGAUGAUCACGAGGAGUUCAUUCUCAAGGAGCUGCAAGGCCUGCCGCAUGUCGUGCAGCUGCAGGCAUCAGGGUUGCUCGCCUAUGAGAGCAAUCUGUGGCAUGCGGUCCUCCUCCAGCCCUAUGGGCGCCUGCUGGAGCACACUGAUCCGCGGUCUUUGAUCGUGCAAGUGACAUCUGAUGUCGUACACGCAAUAUCUGACUGUGCCAGCAAGCACAUCGCGCAUCGCGAUGUGACGGCGAACAACUUUGUCAACUACCAGCAGCGAGGCUACCUGUGUGACUUUACUGCUGCCAAGGUCAUUGAGGACUGGUCUGAGCUGCCAAGCCCCACAGGAAACCCGGCAGCCAUCACAGGCACACCGCUUUUUGCAGCAGUAUCCGUGCUGGAAGGCGGCCCACAUACCCAGAGUAGCAUGUAUGAAGGGCUGUUCUACAGCCUGUUGUACAUCUGCCGAGGCGGGCGGCUGCCUGAUUCCUGGGCUUUCAAGUUCACUGGCCUGGCUGAAGCGGCGAAGCUGCGCCGUGGGUGCAUGAUGUGUGAGCCGCCUAUCAACACCUGGGAUGUGCCAGAGGAGGUUGCACCCUUCAUCCGUGCACUGCAUGCGCUGUUUUGGGCCGAGAUCCAGGAUGGUGCCUUCAAGUACCGAACGAAUGUGACGGCCAAAGAACUGCUGGAUGUGUGCAGCCAGUUCAUGGCUUAAACUUAGGAGCAUGUGUAGAAUAGCUCCAUGGUGUUUUUGGCGCUGCUUUGCAGUCUACGCGAUGGUGCUUGCAGCCUGACCAUGCCCAUAGAAUAUCAGCAUGGCCAGUCAGAACACCAGUUCGCUAUUAUCGUCAAUUGAACCGAACUACAUGAGAAAUGUGCACGAGUGCUCAAGCAAUGCUGCAAAUGCUGAUGCGGACAAACCAUGUGGCUUGCUGGCCUGGUGGGCCGAACAUGUGCUGCUUAACAGCCAUAAGCCGUAAAGUGUGGCUUAUGAACGCUUGAUGGGCUGGAUGCAAACACUAAAUGAUAUUUAAGUAGUGAA